AGGGAAGAAGCUGAAGAAAAAAAAGGGGGCGUCUCCCCUUUAAAGACUUGCAGAGAUUGAGAGAGAAGAGAGAGAGAGAGUCAGGGACAGAGAAUCAGAGCGCGCGCGUCUGUCUGUCUGUCUGUCUGUCCCUUGGAAGGGAGAACAUCUCUGCUUCACAGUGGUUGGCACUGGGGGAGAGGCAUCAGUUGGCUUCAGACCCAAGGGGGAGACCAGACCAGGUCACCCCGGUUAAGACUAAGUGAGAGUUGCCCCUCCCCGUCCCACCUCUCUCCACCCGGGAAUGUCUCGGCGAAAGCAGCGGAAACCCCAACAGUUAAUCUCGGACUGCGAAGGUCCCAGCGCGUCUGAGAACGGUGAUGCUAGCGAGGAGGACCACCCCCAAGUCUGUGCCAAGUGCUGCGCACAAUUCACUGACACAGCUGAAUUCCUCGCCCACCAGAAUGCAUGUUCUCCUGACCCCCCUGUAAUGGUGAUAAUUGGGGGCCAGGAGAACCCCAACAACUCUUCGACCUCUUCUGAACCCCGGCCUGAGGGCCACAGCAGUCCCCAGGUCAUGGAGGCCGAGCAGAGCAACCCGUCGGAUUCCGGGUCCUCUGUACCCACAGAUCCCACCUGGGGCCCAGAGCGGAGGGGAGAGGAGUCUUCGGGGCACUUUCUCGUAGCUGCCACAGGUACAGCAGCUGGGGGAGGUGGGGGCCUGAUCUUGGCCAGCCCUAAGCUAGGAGCAACUCCAUUACCUCCAGAAUCCACUCCUGCACCACCACCCCCUCCACCUCCUCCUCCGCCCCCAGGUGUAGGCAGCGGCCACUUGAACAUCCCUCUGAUCUUGGAAGAGCUCCGGGUACUGCAGCAGCGGCAGAUCCAUCAGAUGCAGAUGACUGAGCAAAUCUGCCGGCAGGUGCUGCUGCUUGGCUCCUUAGGCCAGACAGUGGGCACCCCUUCCAGCCCCUCCGAGUUACCUGGGACAGCCGCCGUCUCCUCCACCAAGCCUUUGCUCCCCCUCUUCAGCCCCAUCAAGCCUGUCCAAACUGGCAAGACACUGGCGCCUUCCUCCACCUCCUCUUCCUCAGGGGCAGAAACACCCAAGCAGGCUUUCUUCCACCUUUAUCAUCCCCUGGGGUCACAGCACCCUUUUGCUGCCGGAGGGGUCGGGCGAAGCCACAAACCCACCCCUGCCCCCUCCCCGGCCCUGUCAGGCAGCACAGAUCAGCUGAUUGCCUCGCCUCAUCUGGCAUUCCCAGGCACCACGGGACUACUGGCAGCACAGUGUCUUGGGGCAGCCCGGGGCCUCGAGGCUACUGCCUCCCCAGGGCUCCUGAAGCCAAAGAAUGGAGGUGGUGAGCUGGGCUAUGGGGAAUUGAUGGGUCCCUUGGAGAAGCCUGGUGGACGGCACAAAUGCCGCUUCUGUGCCAAAGUAUUUGGCAGUGACAGUGCCCUGCAGAUCCACCUGCGUUCCCACACAGGUGAGAGGCCCUAUAAGUGUAAUGUCUGUGGCAACCGCUUUACCACGCGUGGCAACCUCAAAGUGCAUUUCCACCGGCAUCGGGAGAAGUACCCGCACGUGCAGAUGAACCCUCACCCGGUACCAGAGCAUCUGGACUACGUCAUCACCAGCAGCGGCCUGCCCUAUGGUAUGUCCGUGCCACCAGAGAAGGCCGAGGAGGAGGCGGCCAUGCCAGGUGGUGGUGUGGAACGCAAGCCUCUGGUGGCCUCCACCACGGCACUCAGUGCCACAGAGAGCCUGACGCUGCUCUCCACCGGGGCAGGCACAGCCACGGCUCCUGCGCUCCCUGCUUUCAAUAAGUUCGUGCUCAUGAAAGCGGUAGAGCCAAAGAGUAAAGCUGAUGAAAACACCCCACCCGGGAGCGAGGGCUCAGCCAUCGCCGGGGUGGCGGAAAGUGGCACAGCAACCCGCAUGCAGCUAAGUAAGCUGGUGACUUCGCUACCCAGCUGGGCCCUGCUUACCAACCACUUUAAGUCCACUGGUAGCUUCCCCUUUCCUUAUGUGCUAGAGCCCUUGGGGGCUUCGCCCUCCGAGACCUCCAAGCUGCAGCAACUGGUAGAGAAGAUUGACCGUCAAGGAGCCGUGGCAGUGGCCUCUACUGCUUCGGGAGCCUCCACAACCUCUGCCCCUGCAACUUCAUCCUCAGCCUCAUCGGGACCUAACCAGUGUGUCAUUUGCCUUCGGGUGCUGAGCUGUCCUCGAGCGCUGCGCCUGCAUUACGGCCAACAUGGAGGUGAGCGGCCCUUUAAAUGCAAAGUGUGUGGCAGAGCUUUCUCUACCCGGGGCAACCUGCGUGCACAUUUCGUGGGCCACAAGGCUAGUCCAGCUGCCCGGGCCCAGAACUCCUGCCCCAUUUGCCAGAAGAAGUUCACCAAUGCUGUUACUCUGCAGCAGCAUGUUCGGAUGCACCUGGGGGGCCAGAUCCCCAACGGUGGUACCACGCUCCCUGAAGGUGGGGGAGCUGCCCAGGAGAACGGCCCUGAGCAGUCCGCAGUCUCAGGGGCGGGGAGCUUCCCCCAGCAGCCAUCCCAGCAGCCAUCCCCAGAAGAGGAGUUGUCCGAAGAGGAAGAAGAGGACGAAGAAGAAGAGGAAGACGUGACUGAUGAAGAUUCCCUGGCAGGGAGAGGCUCCGAGAGUGGAGGUGAGAAGGCGAUAUCAGUGCGUGGUGAUUCAGAAGAGGCCUCCGGGGCAGAGGAGGAAGUGGGAACUGUGGUGGCAGUGGCCACAGCUGGGAAGGAGAUGGACAGUAAUGAGAAAACGAUUCAACAGCCUUCUCUGCCGCCGCCGCCGCCGCCUGACAGCCUGGAUCGAACGCAGCCAGUGGAGCAGGGCGGCAGUGAUGUUGCAGGAGGCACAGAAGAGGGGGGCAAACCGGAGAGGAGCGCCAGCCCCGUGUCAGCGUUGGCCCUAGAAGGGGAAGGCAGCAGCCCCACCUUGGUGGAGGAGCUGAGCCUGCAGGAAGCGAUGAGAAAGGAGCCCGGAGAGAGCAGUAGCAGAAAGGCCUGUGAGGUGUGUGGCCAGACCUUUCCCACCCAGGCAGCUCUGGAGGAGCAUCAGAAGACCCACCCCAGGGAGGGGCCGCUCUUCACUUGUGUUUUCUGCAGGCAGGGCUUUCUCGAACGGGCUACCCUCAAGAAGCAUAUGCUGCUGGCUCACCACCAGGACACGGCUUUACUGUCAAGUGACCUGCCCACCAGGCCCCAGAGUUCCAGCUCCAUCUCCAUCUCCAUCUCCACUACCCCUUCAGGCCCCACACCACCAGUGCUGUUUGGCCCAGGAACUGUGGCUGAGAAGUUGCUUCCAGCAAUGGGAUCCAGAGAAGCCAAGGAAAAGAGAUUCCCCCCUCCUUUUCUUUUGGCCUCUGGCAUCCAAGACAGUGCCUGAGAAAGCCCGUCAUAGAAGAGAAGCAGCAAACUGUACAUUUCUUCUCCUUCCCCCUGCUCCAGAAGGUGCUGACAAUGAAGAUGCAACAAUGUCAGUAUCUGGUGGCUCCGCCCCAGGGUGUAGGGAGAAACGAAGGGCAUAGGACACUUCCCAGUAGUAAGGCACUAAUGUGCCUUCCUCACGUUAAGGCAAAGGUGUUGGCUGGUUAAUAUGCCAAGAUAUUUUGAGCUUGUCAUAUCUUUCAUCCUUGCCUCUGAGUUAGGAAACAAGUGGAUUUCUUGCUGAGAGGUCUCCCAUGGGAUGGAUAUUUUGGGGAAGGAAAGGUGAAGUUCGUAUCUUUAACAAGCAUUGUUGAUGAGGGUUAGCUGAAGGAAUAAUGGAGCGUUUAGGAGUGUUGCUAAAGCAUAGGGCUUGCUGAGAACCUAUGUGAUUAAGAAAGGGGUGUGAUAUAAGGGAGGGGACCUCAAACUCUUAAUUGGAUGGGUUGAUGGGUCUCAUGAAUGUUCUUUUGAACUAAUGGUGACUUUAGUGUGCAGCAAUGCACCAUGGAUCAUGGGGGAUUUCCUAGCACUAGUGUGCUUCUAGUUUUAGAUAACUCCCUCCGCUAUUCCCUGGCCCCUUGUAUUUUCCUCAUCUUCCUCUUUCAAGGUCCACUUCCUUCCCAUUUUGCUUGUCCACGGACCGGGGCUUAUGUCUUUGCCACUGUCUGGUUCUUAGAGUCCCAGACUUUGGGAGAUGAGCCCUAGGUGCUGUCCUCCCUGCCUCUCCGUUUUGUAAUGAGAUGUAGUAUUUACUUUUAACAUAGGCUCAUUUGGAACCGGAGUUCUGAGGAGGAGGGAGUGAGGGUUCUGCUAUUGACUGACUUGAGUGAUGGCUCCUCCUCCAAAGGUGUAGGCUCCAGUUUCCUAACAUAGUAAAAUGUGAAGAGCAGACAACGGAGAUGUUAGUGUCUUUCCCUUUUCAUUAAAGGUGUUUUAACCAAA
Messenger RNA from Globicephala melas (long-finned pilot whale), 4374 nucleotides. It is a transcript of the gene SALL2, whose product is annotated as spalt like transcription factor 2. The record is from RefSeq and is a predicted model, not a curated record. Lineage: Eukaryota; Metazoa; Chordata; Mammalia; Artiodactyla; Delphinidae. Gene Ontology annotation, molecular function: DNA-binding transcription factor activity, RNA polymerase II-specific; RNA polymerase II cis-regulatory region sequence-specific DNA binding. Gene Ontology annotation, cellular component: nucleus. Gene Ontology annotation, biological process: regulation of transcription by RNA polymerase II.